Molecule: messenger RNA, 1235 nt
Organism: Magallana angulata
Lineage: Eukaryota; Metazoa; Mollusca; Bivalvia; Ostreida; Ostreidae
Product: transforming growth factor-beta-induced protein ig-h3-like
Exons: 6
Coding region: 45-980 (311 amino acids)
Biological process (GO): extracellular matrix organization; cell adhesion
Cellular component (GO): extracellular matrix
Molecular function (GO): cell adhesion molecule binding
Source: RefSeq, a predicted model, not a curated record
AGAAGUCUCGUGACACCACCUAGACUGUUUGUAAUCAAAUCAAGAUGAGGUGGGUGUAUGCAAUUUUCGCUCUCGUUUUUUCUGCGGCCUCGGCACAGCAAGGCACCAUUGUGGACGUGGCCAAACGUCUCGGUGCCACCACACUGCUACAGCUAGUGGAGGAUGCAGGACUAACAAAUGUGCUUUCUUCUAAAGGUCCGUUCACCGUUUUCGCCCCGACAAACGACGCUUUUGCCGCCCUCCCAGCAGACAUUAUUCAGAAGUUAAAAUCUGACAAGAAACUGCUGACCAGUGUUCUAUUGGCUCAUGUCGUCAACAAAACUACGUCUUCAAAAACGUUCAAAGAUGACGAACUUCUCGCCUCAAUGAACACGGAUGCCAAAAUCAGAAUCAACAUAUACCUACCACGAUAUGUUAGACCAAUCCCUCCUCCAACGGUCACUGCCAAUGGUUGUAAGGUCAGCAUGGCCGACCAAGUGGCGACCAAUGGUGUGGUUCACGUCAUAUCCAAAGUGAUGUAUCCACUUCCCCUGAAGGAUAAUGUGGUGGAAGUGGUCCACAACACCAGCUCGCUGUCCACGCUGUACAAGGCAAUCAUGGCGACGGGAGUCAGUGACAUCAUAGCAGACGGUGGCCCCUUCACCUUGUUAGCGCCCCCUGACGACGCGUUUAGUAAACUACCACCUGGAACACUGGACUCCAUACUGAAAAACAAAACUGCUGCAGAACGAGUUGUAACUUAUCAUUUGAUUGGCGGAAGUAAAUACAAAGAAGCACUUCUUCCUUACAACACUUCUCACCCUGGCAUCCACGAUACGUUUCUACCAACCCUAGAAGGCGGACAACUUGUAUUUUCCGUGGAAACGGACGGUUCAUUGGUGAUUGGAAGGAAAUACAAAGUGGUGAAGACAGACCUGACGGUGGGUAAUGGCGUCAUACACACGCUGGACUCCGUCAUGAUCCCUCCCCCAUUUCCUUGAUCGACGGUAAACUGAUAAAAAAACUACCACCCAAAAAGAAAAGUGAAGUGAAUACUAGUGCCUACAUCGCUGCUCAUUAAACUUGAUGGCUGAGUUCCAUGGUAUCCUGAAUCUAAUUGAUACAGCAUGCAACAUGAACAAACCAGUCAUUUUGCCAAAUAUCAUUUUUUGUAAGCCUUUACUGCGUUAUGUCUAAUAUUUUUGAAAUUUUUACUAUCUUUAUCAAUAAAUGGUUAAUAAAUUAUGAAAACUCAA